CGGCCCAAGAACUGACUCAUGUCUCACAAGCUAGCGUAUAAACGUUUCUUUCUUGUUGUCUAAGCAUCUCCCUGGCAACUUCGAAAGUAAUACUACAAGUCCCAUAAUGCUUUGCGGCGUGUUUCCGGAAGUAGUAGACCUCCAUUGGGUCAACCGAAGCGCGUCGCGGUAACUUCCAGUUUCCCGUAAGAAGACACAGCCAUGUCGCCUGGGCCUGUUCAAAUUGUUCAGCCGGAGUCCAACAACAAGAACGAUGCACCACCAGAAGAAACCCCGGCUACCAAACCCAUCGUCGGUAUCAUAUAUCCGCCUCCUGAGGUCCGAAACAUAGUCGACAAGACAGCCAGCUUUGUCGCCAGGAAUGGGCCUGAGUUUGAAGCAAGAAUCCGUCAGAAUGAGAUCAACAAUCCAAAGUUUAAUUUCCUCAACCCUAAUGACCCCUACCAUGCCUACUACCGUCACAAAGUCAAUGAGUUUAAGGAGGGCAAAGCACAGGAGCCGUCUGCAGCGGUGCCUAAGGUCAUGCAGCAGGCCAUGCAGCAGGCCCAGCUUCCUCAAAAAGUGCAGGUGAUUCAAGAGACAGUUGUCCCCAAAGAACCUCCUCCUGAGUUUGAGUUCAUUGCGGAUCCUCCAUCAAUCUCAGCAUUUGAUCUGGACGUCGUCAAGCUCACUGCCCAGUUUGUUGCUCGCAAUGGCCGCCAGUUUCUCACUCAGCUCAUGCAGAAAGAACAGAGAAACUACCAGUUUGACUUUUUGCGGCCACAGCACAGCCUUUUCAACUACUUCACCAAACUGGUUGAGCAGUACACUAAGAUUCUGAUCCCUCCCAAAGGCCUACUGACCAAGCUGAAGAAAGAGGCUGAGAAUCCAAGAGAGGUUAUGGACCAGGUGAGGUACCGCGUUGAGUGGGCAAAGUUCCAGGAGCGUGAAAGAAAGAAGGAGGAGGAGGAAAGAGAGAAAGAACGUGUGGCAUAUGCCCAAAUCGACUGGCAUGACUUCGUAGUGGUUGAGACGGUGGAUUUCCAGCCCAACGAACAAGGCCACUUCCCCCCACCUACCACACCAGAGGAGCUCGGCGCUCGCAUCCUGAUCCAGGAGCGCUACGAGAAGUACGGAGAGAGCGAGGAGGUGGAGAUGGAGGUUGAGAGUGAGGAUGACGAUGACGAUCGGGAGGCUCGGAACAGCGGCCAGCCCUCACAACCUGAUCAAGAUACACAAGUGCAGGACAUGGAUGAGGGAUCUGAUGAUGAUGAUGACGGCAUGAAGGCUCCACUGCCACCAGACAACCCUAUGCCACCCCCACUGCCCCCAACUCCAGACCAGGUUAUUAUCCGCAAAGACUACGACCCCAAAGCUUCCAAGCCUCAGCCCUCAGUUACAACUCCAGAUGAGUACCUCAUCUCGCCAAUUACUGGUGAGAAGAUCCCGGCCAGUAAGAUGCAAGAGCACAUGCGUAUCGGUCUGCUGGAUCCACGCUGGCUGGAGCAAAGGGACCGCAGCAUCAGAGAGAGGCAGACCGAAGAUGAGGUCUAUGCUCCUGGUUUGGAUAUCGAGAGCAGCUUGAAACAACUGGCUGAGAGGCGUACCGAUAUCUUCGGUGUGGAAGAGACAGCCAUCGGUAAGAAGAUUGGUGAAGAGGAAAUCCAGAAGCCAGAGGAGAAGGUUACUUGGGAUGGCCACUCAGGAAGCAUGGCGCGUACCCAGCAGGCUGCACAGGCCAACAUCACUCUGCAAGAGCAGAUCGAGGCCAUUCACAAGGCCAAAGGACUGGUGGGAGAGGAUGAUACUAAGGAGAAAAUUGGUCCAAGCAAGCCCAGUGAAAUUCAUCACCAGCCUCCGAUGCCCUCCGGUGCAUCCAUGUUGCCUAAACCCAAUCCUCCAAUGACAUCUAUGCCCCGCCCACCCUCUUUGGCCCCUCCAGUGCGCACCACUCUCCUGUCUGCUGUACCUGUACUCCCAAGACCACCUGUGGCUCCUGUGGUGCGCCUUGCAUCAGGACAAGUUCUAGCACAAAUGCCUCCCAUGAUUCCCACCUCCCGCAUCAAUGUGGUCCCCAUGCCACCAUCAGCACCUCACAUUAUGGCCCCCAGACCACCUCCCAUGGUUGUUCCAGCUGCAUUUGUCCCUGCUCCUCCAGCACCACAACCCCCAAGCUCUGCCCCUGCUCCACCAUCCCACCCACCCCCACCUCAUGAGGAUGAGCCAGUCAACAAGAAGAUGAAGACUGAGGACAACCUUAUUCCAGAGGAGGAGUUCCUCCGUAGAAAUAAGGGUCCUGUGGCGGUUAAAGUGCAGGUCCCCAACAUGCAGGACAAGACCGAAUGGAAACUGAAUGGCCAAGUGCUGAAUUUCACCGUCCCACUCACAGAUCAGGUGUCUGUCAUUAAAGUCAAAAUCCACGAAGCUACGGGCAUGCCAGCAGGAAAACAGAAGUUACAGUAUGAGGGCAUUUUCAUUAAGGAUUCAAACUCCCUGGCUUACUACAACAUGAGCAACGGUUCAGUCAUUCACUUGGCACUGAAGGAGAGAGGUGGAAGAAAGAAGUGAGCCAUGCAGCAAGAAGGAAAAGAUUAUUCUUGUGUAUGUUAUGUCCUAACCCUGUCACGUUAUUUUAGUUGAAAGAUAAUUGUAUUGUGCUUUUCUUACAAAUUUUGUGAAAAGUAUGAACUUUCUUUAAUGUGACUGAGAAUGCUAAAUGAAUGAUACUGUACUCUGUACGACAGCCAUGGCUUCACACUAUUGUUUCCGCUCUGGAUUUGUUCAUGAUGAUACACCGUAUUAGUAACUUGUAAGAACAUGUAGAGCCCCGUAAUAUUCACCCAUUUAAAUAAAGGAAUAAAAAAUCCAAA
Messenger RNA from Dicentrarchus labrax (European seabass), 2849 nucleotides. It is a transcript of the gene sf3a1, whose product is annotated as splicing factor 3a, subunit 1. Gene Ontology annotation, cellular component: U2-type prespliceosome; catalytic step 2 spliceosome; U2 snRNP. Bases 202 to 2547 code for a protein of 781 amino acids. The record is from RefSeq and is a predicted model, not a curated record. Gene Ontology annotation, biological process: mRNA cis splicing, via spliceosome; regulation of alternative mRNA splicing, via spliceosome. Gene Ontology annotation, molecular function: protein binding; RNA binding. NCBI's taxonomy places the organism in Eukaryota, Metazoa, Chordata, Actinopteri, Moronidae. The transcript has 16 exons.